Molecule: messenger RNA, 2978 nt
Organism: Enhydra lutris kenyoni (northern sea otter)
Lineage: Eukaryota; Metazoa; Chordata; Mammalia; Carnivora; Mustelidae
Product: receptor accessory protein 5
Exons: 5
Coding region: 84-653 (189 amino acids)
Source: RefSeq, a predicted model, not a curated record
GCCUUCCGCCCCCGUCCCAGUCACCCGGCUCUGCGGCCACCCGCACUAGGAGCAGUCCGGGCGGCGGCGCGAAGGUUUUCGCCAUGUCUGCGGCCAUGAGACAGAGGUUCGACCGGUUUCUGCAGGAGAAGAACUGCAUGACCGACCUUUUGGCCAAGCUCGAGGCCAAGACCGGCGUGAACCGGAGAUACUUCGCGCUCGGUGUCAUCGGGCUGGUGGCUUUGUACCUGGUGUUCGGUUAUGGAGCCUCGCUCCUCUGCAACUUGAUAGGAUUUGGCUACCCAGCUUACGUCUCAAUUAAAGCCAUAGAGAGUCCCAACAAAGAAGAUGAUACCCAGUGGCUGACCUACUGGGUAGUGUAUGGUGUGUUUAGCAUUGCUGAAUUCUUCUCUGACCUCUUCCUGUCAUGGGUCCCCUUCUACUACAUGCUGAAGUGUGGCUUCCUGUUGUGGUGCAUGGCCCCGAGCCCUUCCAACGGGGCUGAACUGCUCUACAAGCGCGUCAUUCAACCCAUCUUCCUGAAGCAUGAGUCCCAGGUGGACACUAUGGUGAAUGACUUGAAGGACAAAGCCAAAGAGACUGUAGAUACCAUCACUAAAGAAGCCAAGAAGGCAGCGGUGAAUUUACUAGGUGAAGAAAAGAAGAGCACCUAAACCACUGACUGGAUGAAACGUUUCUGCCCUCGCUGUAUCUUCCUGUUAGCGCUUGGUGUUACAUUAGGGACUGUGGUAUAAUCAUUUUAAUAAUGUUGCCUUGGAAACAUUUUUGAUAUAUUAAAAAAAGGAAUGUGUUGUUUUUUUUUUUUUUUUGCUUUUGUCUACAUAGAUAGGGAGCACUUAAAUUUAAUGCAAUGGGCAGUGUCCACAUUUUUGGAAAAUAUAUUUUGCCUCUGGGUAGAAAAAGAUAGGUUACCAUUCUGCAGGAAAUACAGACUUGAAAUUAUAUAUUCCAUUGGCUUUGUGCUUCAACAGGCCCUCUCUGCAUGCAUUUUCUCUGUACUUCCAUUUUAGGAUAAUCUUUAAGGUUCUACUUCAUGUAAUGUACAAUUUUGUAUUAAAUGUUUUUAAUGUAUUUGUGCAUACAUAUAUGUAGGGAAACGGUACUGUCUGAUUGUGACAGGUAUAAUGCUCAUGGGGAGCACCUGCCACAAGCUAAAGGCUCCGGUGUGCUGGUGUGAUCUGAUAAGUAAGUCUUCAGAAAAUUAAGGCAAAUGACCGAUAUUUCCAAUGAAUAGUUAAGUGAUCAGUGAAAUUGACUGGGGGCUGGCCGGGUUGUUCGAACACUGCAGCAGCUGAAUAUCAGAAGAGCUGUGUUUAGCAGUCACUUUAGUGAUAAAUGGGGGAAAGGUACCCAUACACCAGAAUACACAGCUCCCAACUCCCUGUAGAACUAGUAAUAGUGUCUUGUGGCCUUUCAAAAAAUUUGUUUAUGGGCUUUAGAUUUGUCUGUUUUUAAGACGCUAUAAUGGAAACCAUCCCUGGUUUCUCCUUCAGAGCUGAGUAACGUGUUGGUUUUGUCUUGUUUUUUUACCUAGUCUUUUUUAAAACCAGUUUAAAGAAUCCCUAGACUUGCCCACCUUUGAUUACAUGUAUGUUCUUUGUAUCAUGAGCAGUUACGUGCUAAUGACACCAGGCUCUGAGAGCAAUUCUGGGAAAAUGAAGGAUGAUAGAGCCUGUUGUCCAGUUAGCAGUGAAGUCAGACUGCCUUCACCUUCUUUCUCUGGCCUUUAAGGUCCAGCGCUAGAGGCCUCCCCAGUUUACAAGUCCGAAUCAUUUGUGGUCCAUUUGAAUGCUUUCAUCUUUACACUUCGUUUUGAUAAACUGCAGAUAACUAUGUAGUUUAAGUAUAGAACAAAAAGUUAAAACUAAGAUUUCCAGCUUGAUCAGCCAGCUUAUAGGAACCUGGACGACUUGUCUGGAUGAGAAAACCCGAGCUUCACACCAACAAUAUUGCUAGGAUCCUUCUGAAUUAGAGUACACUGACUAAAAUAAAACUGAGUGUAACAACAUGAACAAGUUUAAAUAUCCAGCCUGUAAAAUACCCUUUAAGGCAAAAAGAGAGGAUUAGUUCUCUUUUGGAUAACAGGUAAGACCGUAAUGAAAUCUCUUGAUGUAAAAUAUAUCAAAGACAUCAAAAAUUAGGGACACUAUCACCUAAAUAUGAUAAUAUAGAUUAGAGCAUUUAUUCUUCCUUGCAAAACCAUGGUAAUCAUAAGGCAUUUUAUUAAACUUACCUUUAAGAAAAGAAAAACUUUUAGAAAAACAAGAAACUAAUGGUUAUUGGGAGAAAAAUCAAGCCUUAGAUUUAAAAAAAGCCAAAAACCUCCAGGAGUAUUCAAAUCCCUUUCCCUUAGGAAAUUACACUUCUCUUGGUGGCAGAAGAAUGAAAAUCAGCAACUUCUAUCAUACAGAAUAUGUAACUUUCAGUAUACAAAACAUUUAUCAUGCAAGUUGGGGAAAUACAAACGUUACUCUUGCUCAUAACUUCUUACAGGCUGAUACCAGCAUAAAAACUACUACAGUAAGAAAAUAUAUUGUGAAUGCAAUUUUUCUUUGUCUUUCUGGCUUUUCCCUGUAGUGUAUUCUGUAAGAAACUUAAGUUACUAUUUUUGGCAGUCAGGGUGUACAUAUUAAUGACAGGAGAAGUUAAUGAAUGAGUUGAGCAAUCCUGUCCCAGUUUAGAUUUCCCAAAGAACACAUUGCCAUGGCUAGAGUGUUUGGAAAACUGAUUGAGUCUGUGUAUAGCUAGAAGAUAAGCAUUUAUUGGUAGAUGGUGUUUUGGGGAAAGUAAAGUCUGAGAAUCUCCACAAUUCUUCCCCUACUUGAAAGCUUUCAGACCAAUAGUUACUGCUGCUCUGGGAGAAGCUUCUACCCACAGCCUGAAGGCAAUGAGCAUAGCUUUCAAAUAGGUUGCCACCUAUCCUGAAGAUGUGAUAUAUUAAAUGGAAAUGGAUGUAAAUAAAAUUCCGUUAUCUCAUU